AGUUGUUGCUGUAGCUGGGACUUGUCACAUGAUGGGAAUCAUAUGAUAGCGCUGGUUCCUGAGUUGUUCUACCGGUAUGAUCACACAAUAGGCAAAACACAGAAAGCAGCAAUAUCUGCCAUCAGCAGAUUGAAAGAGGAGUGUAAUCGCCGCUGAAAUUCCCAUCGGCCAAGCGACAGAUCAGCUUUUCACAACAAACACCAUGAAACACCCCGGGCACAGAUACUACUCGCUUCUGGUUGUGGUCUCGUCCGUCGUAUCAUAGCAAGUCUCAAUGUCCAAGGAAUUUACAUACAAUUACCUUGAAGUGAACCACUAGAACAGGCAAUGAAGGCUUCAACUGAAUAUCAUCAAAAGGAUAACACCCCCUUCUUACUCAACAACAAAGGUUUGGUGCUUGGUCAAGUCAGCACUGUUCCUACAGUUCCACUUGGUUCUACACUAGUGACCACUUUGCCUAACACAACUGAUGGCAUUAACAUUACCAGCAGCACGACACAGGGAAUUAACGCCACAUCAGCUCACUUUUCAGGGACAGUCACAUCCAUUUCUCCAAACUGUACAGUUUUAAACAUCUCUAAUUGUGCUGGGUGUUCUCCAGGGCAUUUCUCCAAUAAUGGGUCCCUGAACUGCUCCUGCUGUUCUGAUGGGUUCUGCCUUGCCCCAGAUGAUUGUCUGAUGUGCCCACAGGGUUAUUACCAGUCUCGGGCUGGACAGAUGACUUGUUUGCCUUGUUCAAAAGGUGCUUAUACGAAUUCUACAGGGAGCACAGAAUGCCAAUCCUGUGAAUCUGGGUUUUAUGCCAAUGAAACUGGUUCCAAAUCCUGCAGAGCUUGCCUUCCAGGUUACUUUUCUGAGAAAAAUGCAACUGUCUGUGAGUCCUGUUCCCAAGGAUUAUUCUGCAACACAACUAACUGCAGCAAGUGUACACUGUGUCCCGGUGGGGAGGAAGCUCUGUCUACAGCAGCAACAGAGUGUACGCCGUGUCGACCAGGAAUGCACAAACAACCAAAAGAUCUGCUCUGUAGAAUGUGUAAAACUGGGUAUUACCAGAUAAUGAUGGGACAGGAGAGUUGUAGCCUAUGUCCUGAAGAACAUUAUUGCCCUAGUCCAGAUGUAGCUCCAAUCCGAUGUCCAAGUGAUGCAUUUUGUCCAGCUGGAAGUACUGCCCCUCAGUACUGCAUGGAGACAUUCUUCUUCAAAUCAGGAGAUCACUGUGUGCUGGCACCACUGACCAUAUUCCUGCUUGUGGUCAUGUCACUAAUUAUUUUGCUGAUAAUCUCUGUAAUAAUUGUUCGUCACAAAAAGAAAGUCAGACCAAUAGACUCCGUGCGAUCCCCAUUACUGAGUAAAGAGCAGUUCCCUGGGCAGGAGCCUCACCCAUCUUACGGAAUCUCCUGGGAUAGAGAACCGGUGUAUGCAGGAUGGUAACUGUGGCCCCACGAUUCUUUCAGCACCAGGGCUAGGCUCACGAUUGGUACACGAUGCACAAUUUCUUUCUAAAAAAAAAAAUGAAGAAAUGAUGCUCAUCCAAAUGUGUAUCUUCUGAACUGGGAGUUGGAGUCUUGUGGAACCACACAAUCCUCUGAUUCAUUACAAAUCUUUGAUGCAUUCUGGAUCACGAGCAAUUUCUUAAAUGGUGUCUUUUGUUGCCCAUUGUCACCUGUCUCGUUUCCUUUAGAAGAGAGGGACAAUUGAGUCGUUUGUCUGACAUGGUCUAUAAUGUUCACUGGUGAUGAGGUACUUUCAAUGUGAUCAGUCGACCGGACUGGUUUGUUGCAUCCUUCUUUGUGACGAUGCCAUCUAGAAGACCAGAUGAAACCCGGUGGCGUUCCAUGGAGUUGAACAGCUGUUACCAGUUGUCUUGCAAAUAGAAUUUCUGGCUGGAGGUUAAUGGCUCAUCCUUGUGCCACCAGGGCAUCUCAAAGUCACCUCAUCAACUUUUUGUUUGCUGAAGAAAUUGCACCCAGAACUGUACAUAAUUCACUUGUUUUGAGAGCCUAGAAAGUUAUGAGACACAAAAUUUAAGAUGAACAGGGUUAACAAUUGCAUUUUGCACUAAUGUCUUUUAUCUUAACAAAAAAACAUUGGGGUUUUUUUUUUGGUACUAGAAUUUUUCUGUUUUGAGUAAAAAUUUACUGACAAACUACUGGAUGCACCUUAACUACAUUUUUCCAGGCAGUAUCUAUUCAAAAAUACUUUGUUUUUAUUUUGGAAGUUAUGAUGGGGUGCUACUUAUCUAACUUUGUCUGGUACAGUGUUCUUCCAGGAAGUAACUGAAUGAAGCAUAGAACUGUGCUCCCAUGUUAUUAAUGGAUCGUUGGUACAAAGUGAACAUGUGCAGAUUUCACUAAAUUUUCUUUUUGGAACCAUCACUGUCCAAAUUGUAACUUUUUUUCCCCCCCUGGUAAGCUGGAUUUUAAAUUUGCUCUUCUGAACCUUUUUAUAUAAAAUGUUGUUUAUGGAAUGUUUAAAUGUAAAUUAGUUUGCAGUAAAACUCUGGCCGAUUGUAUAUUUAAAGCGUGCUGUAAAGCGAUAUAAUAGCCUGUAUAGAUGAGUGGGGAAAGGAUUGUCUUCCUUGCCCCAUGUCCAUUUUUCCUUUUGGAAGUUGAAAGUUUUUCAAAUGUGGAAGUGCCAAGUCAACUGCAAAUGUGCUGUUCGCUCUUCAUUGUUGGCUGCAAUUAGAUCUGUGAAGGACCCAGUUUACCUUCGUAGAUUCCCACUUAUUUAUUUUGUGGAUUUUUCAGGUUGAAGUGUAAACUGGAGUGAGUUGGUCAGUGGGGCUGGGUGUCUGAUAGUGUCGCUCUCAAAAAGUGGGAAGUUAUUACAGAUGCACUAUCAGAACUGCACGCUUCAAUAAAUCAAAUUUUGUUUUCUAUAGUAACUUGCAGGCAUUGAAUGGAUUUCGCUGGCUAAAAUUAAUUGAGCAAAAUUUCUUCCCCGUUUUUAAAAAAAAAAUCUUCUCUCUUCCCUCUCCUCACCUUCCAAACCCUGCUGCACCCAAACACCCACACCAGUCUCUUCAAACCUCACAUCAUUAAGCAAUUUCUUAUUCCUGUUUUUUGUCCAUGUAAGUCACUGAACUCAUGUGACUCACUGUACUAUUGAUCUGAGAUCUUACAAAAUUAUAUUUUUAUAUAGUUGGGAAUCCAUACAUUUUGGGAGGCAAAAUAUGGCUUUGAUAUCACUUAACCUGAAAAACUGAAAUGGAUACUAUAUUAAUAUCAGUACAGGUAAUUGUGUUUUUGGGAUGUUUGCAUGUUUAACUGAAUUCACAGCUGAAUUUUUGAUACCUCCAGUGACAUCAGUGCUGACUGUUUAAGUAGAUUUUUUUAAAAAUUGGGAUUGAGAAGAGGAAGUGAUGGUUCUCUAACUCUGAUUUUUAAAUUUGGUGCAGACUCUAAUGUUGACUCUUUCCACUAAGGUGUGCCUUGAAUCCUGUAGUGAAAUGCUUAAUAUUUUGAAUUGUAAUUUUUUAAGAAAAAUAAAUGCUGUGUAUGUGAAAUGACCAAA
This is a messenger RNA of Carcharodon carcharias (great white shark), 3513 nucleotides long. RefSeq names its product proprotein convertase subtilisin/kexin type 6-like. The record is from RefSeq and is a predicted model, not a curated record. NCBI's taxonomy places the organism in Eukaryota, Metazoa, Chordata, Chondrichthyes, Lamniformes, Lamnidae. Bases 328 to 1431 code for a protein of 367 amino acids. The transcript has 10 exons.